CUCAGUGUCAGAGCUUGUCCCCAUAAAGACAACAGACACAGGUGAUUUGGGAGAACAAUACUUGGAAGAAAUUUUGUUUGGAACUAGUCAAUCUAUGGAUGAAGUGUAUGGGGAUUCAAAAUGUUAUAAAAGAAGGCUUAGAGACACUAAAAGUGAUGCACUCACAGAACACACCCAUAUAGUUUAUGCACCUGUUUAUAUUAAAAAGGAACUGGUUCCGUGUGAAGAUAAUCUCAUAGAAUCCACCAUUUACACACUUGUAGAACAUUCACAUACAGAGUACACACCAGUUUGUAUCAAGGAGGAACCUAUCUCGUGUGAAGAUCAUCUAAUAGACAUCAGUAUUCAUACCCCCACAGAACAUAUAGAUCCGGAGUACAAAUCUGUUCAUGUUAAGGAGGAACUGGUCUCGUGUGAAAAAUAUUAUCUCAAAGACAUUAACAAUUGCACAGGUACAGAACAUAUAAAACCAGAGUACACACCUUUUCAUAUUAAGGAGGAAUCAGUCUCAUAUCAAGAAGAUAAUCUCCCAGGCACCAAUGGUUAUAAACUCACCAGACAUGAACGCCUAGAGGAUACACCAGUUUGUGUUAAAGAGGAACCACUCUCAUGUGAAGAAGAUAAUCUUACAGACACCAAUAUUUACACACUUGCAGAAGAUAGAAAACCAGAGUGCACACCUGUUCAUAUUAAGGAGGAACCCAUCAUAUGUAAAGAAGAAAUUCUCAUAGACACUAAUAUUUAUGCAGUUGCAGAACAUGCAGACAUAGAAUAUAAGGCUUCCUCGGUUAAGGAGGAUUCUGACUCGUGGGAAGAAGUGACUGUUAAUGAUGACACUUAUAGCAACGAAGAACAUGCUCAGACAGAGGAAUGUGUAUCUUCUCAUAUUAAGGAUGACUCCAUCCCAUGUGAAGAAGGAAGUCUUACCAACAUUAAUUCACAGGAUACAGUUUUAAAUGAACUGAAUUGCAGCGAGUGUGGUAAAAAAUGUAUAGGAGAAUCAGAUUAUAUAUCUCACCAAAAGCAGCAUACUGUAGAAAGAAUGCUUAAUUGUUUUGAGUGCCAGAAAUAUUUCACUGUUAAUUCAGAUUCUGAUGAACAGACGACCAAUUCUAAGGAAAAUGAGCUGACCUGUGCAGUAUGUAAGAUUGCAUGCAGUGAUAAAACAAGUCAUAUUAGCCAGUACAAAAUUCACUUGGAGAAGGAACUAACCCCAUGUUCCGAAUGUAGAAAACAUUGUACUGUAAAGUACAAUCUUAUUACUCAUCGUAUGGAAACCGCAGUGUCAUGUCCCCAAUGUGAAAAGUGGUUUUCUAACACUGCCCGUCUUGCUGCGCAUCAGGCAAUGCACACAGAAGAGAAACCCUUCUUAUGUUGUACUUGUGGUAAAUGUUUCCGCACACGUUUUAGCCUCGAUAGACAUUCCUUGAACCAUGUGAGAGCCAAGAGAUUUUUAUGUUUAGUAUGUGGCAAACUGUUUUUGUAUAAAUCAAAGCUUAUUGAACACAAUACAAGUCACACAGGAGAGAAACCAUUCUCAUGUCCUGAUUGUGGGAAAUGUUUUAAGCAGAAAUCAAGUCUUCGUUCACAUCAGCGCACUCACGGAGAAAAACCAUAUACCUGUUCUCAGUGUGAUCAACGUUAUGAUUCUAAAAACAGCCUGAGACAGCACGAGAAGACCCAUCCAGUAGAGAAACCAUCACCAGUUCUGAAUGUUCUACUUGUAAAUCAAGUUUUGCUAAGUCAGGGCAAUGCACAAUCAAAAUAAAUACAUUAAAUAAAAUAGAUUUGCUUAUGUACAAUUAUACUAAGCCAAGAAUCUUGUAUGUCGACAGAUGAUUCCUGUAAGAGAAAAACUUUUCUUGUAUUCUGAAUGCGAAAUGUUUUAGAUUCCAAACAAGUUUUAUUAAUUACGAGGUAAUAUUUAUAUAAAUGAAUACUAGAACACCCACAUCAGUCAAUAACUAUUUUGCUUCUGUAAAAGGAAACAUAUACAUAUAUUCUGUAUAGAUUGAAUAAAUAAAUAUUUAAUUUA
Molecule: messenger RNA, 2035 nt
Organism: Pelobates fuscus (common spadefoot toad)
Lineage: Eukaryota; Metazoa; Chordata; Amphibia; Anura; Pelobatidae
Product: gastrula zinc finger protein XlCGF26.1-like
Exons: 2
Coding region: 95-1768 (557 amino acids)
Source: RefSeq, a predicted model, not a curated record